This is a messenger RNA of Microplitis mediator, 3959 nucleotides long. Its product is annotated as putative ATP-dependent RNA helicase DHX57. The transcript is spliced from 4 exons. Gene Ontology annotation, cellular component: intracellular anatomical structure. The record is from RefSeq and is a predicted model, not a curated record. Gene Ontology annotation, molecular function: ATP binding; RNA binding; metal ion binding. Bases 144 to 3959 code for a protein of 1271 amino acids. NCBI's taxonomy places the organism in Eukaryota, Metazoa, Arthropoda, Insecta, Hymenoptera, Braconidae.
ACUACUUUUAUUUUUUUUUUUUUCAUCAGUCAUUUUUAGUUUAGUAGAUCAUGGAUUUGUAAAGGAACGUAGAAAUUAUUAUUUAUUCAUGUAUAUUAAUAAUUUAAAUUGUGUAAAUAAAAUAUUAUAAUAAUUAGUUAAUAAUGGACGAGUUAAGUGCACAAUUAAUGGAGGACAUAGUCCUGGAACCAAGAAAUAAAACAUCAAACGAGGUAUCAAAAAAAACGUCAUCAGCAACGUCAACGUCAAAAAGUAUAAAUGUACCGACGAAUCCAAAACGUGGACGUCUGAAGGUCGAGCUUCAAACCCUUAGAAUAUCCGAGGAAUCUGAGAGACAGCUGUUCAACACAUUGAAGCAUGUCUAUGGGCCAUCAUUUAAACUCAAUGAUGUCUCCAAUUUUGAGGACAAUAAAAAAAGCAAAUUGGACGGGCAGUACUGGAUGGAGAGAGGUGACCUAGUGAUACGCGGUGUCGUUGAUUACUCAUCCAAGAACCCAACUCCCAAAGGAAAUGCGGCUCUUACUCAACGAUUCGCUUCGUCAAAGCUGGAGAGCUACAGCUUCCAUCCCAACCACUGCCUCGAAGCUCUGACUCACGCUGACGGAGACUUUGGUCGAGCCCUGGAAAUUCUUUUUGAAAAAUACUACCAGGUUAAGCCAGCGAAUGCUGGUGAUGCUGAUGGUUACAGUGAAGAGGAUUUGAAUGACAUUCUGGAGAAGCGUGACGAUGAAAAGCAGGCACUGGAAUCUAUUUACAGUGAAAUGUUUGUAGAGAAAAUAAAAAAUCGUCUUUGGUUGGUUAAAUUAAAGUUGGAUUAUUUGCUGAAAAAAAAAUCUGAUGAUUCUGAUGAUAAGGCAGCUAAAAAAAAUGAUAGAAAAAAUAAUAAUAGUAAUAAUAGUAAGAGAAAUGACGUUUGUAGAUUAUUUGUUAGUGGGAAAUGUAGAUUUGCUGAUAGAUGUAAAUUCUUACAUCAGCAGCCGGAGCAAAAAAAAAUUCAAACGGCUGUAAAAGAAGAUUCGGAAUUUAUUUUGGAAAUUCGCUUUCCAGAAGGCAAUAAGUAUCCAUACGAACCGCCUUAUAUGUAUUUAUAUAAGAGUGAUCCAUCAAUGGCUUAUCCGAACGUCAAGUACCUGAUGAUUGUUAAGAGAUUGUACGAAGAAGCGAAGGAACAGUGUACUGGAGAGUCGUGUUUAUUUACUUUGAUAUCUUUGCUAGAGAAUGAAGACGAGAUGAUGGAGUAUUUAAAUAACAACAAUCCGAAUUUUAUUGAUAUGUAUGACUCGCUAUUUACUGAAGUCCCGGACGACGAGACGGGACUGUCGACCCAUCAUCAGAAAGGAACGGUCAGUAAACAGAGCAAGAGUAAAUUGUCGGAGGAAGAAGUUGUUGAGCAGGACAAUACAAUUUGUAAGAGAUUUAUGGACAAAAAUAAGAAUCAAAGGUUUAGAAAAAUUAUUGAGAGUCGUCAGAAGCUACCGGCUUGGAAUAUGAUGACUGAUGUCAUUGAAACAGUUGAUAAUAAUCAGGUGACGAUUAUUUCUGGUGAGACAGGUUGUGGUAAGAGUACUCAGGUACCGCAGUUUAUGCUGGAUGACUGGAUCGUCAACAGACGUGACAGCAAAAGUCAUGCGGAAAUUAUUUGCACUCAGCCGAGGAGGAUAAGUGCCAUUGGAGUUGCUGAGAGAGUUGCCUUUGAACGUGAUGAGAAAAUUGGUAACACGGUGGGUUACCAAAUUAGAUUGGAAAGUAAGAUAUCUAGCUGGACGCGCUUGACAUUUUGCACUACGGGUAUUUUACUUCAGCGCAUGUCCAGUGAUCCUACACUGAAGUCAGUGACUCAUGUUAUUGUUGAUGAAGUCCAUGAGCGAAGUGCUGAAAGUGACUUUCUGCUGAUGCUCUUGAGACAGAUUCUUCCUAAGAGACCUGAUUUGAAGAUUAUUUUGAUGAGCGCGACUCUCAAAGCUGAGACUUUCUCGUCUUACUUCAACGGGACACCGAUUCUGGAGAUUCCUGGACGAACAUUUCCGGUGGAGCAAAUAUUUUUGGAGGAUGUGCUCGAUCGGUGUGACUUUGUGCUUGAGGAAAAUUCAAAGUACACACGAAAAAUUCGCGGUGGUUGGGAAGAUCUUGAAAUGGAACUUGAGACUGCUGAUGUUGAUGCGCUCGCUGGUAACCCACCACAGAACUCAAUCGCUGAUGAAAAUUUACGUCUCAGUCAAUUAGUUGGCAGGUAUCCUGGUUACUCAAACCAGGUUUAUAAAAACUUGUAUGUGAUGGAUCAUGAUAAAAUAAAUUACGAUUUGAUAGAAAAGGUCUUGGAGUGGAUUGUUGACGGUGAUCAUGAUUACCCACGCAAAGGAUCUAUUUUGGUAUUUCUACCAGGAAUUGCUGAGAUAUCAGCGACAAAAGAUGUUAUCAAUGACAAUAAAAUAUUAUCACCACGUUCAGGUAAUUUUGUCGUAGUUCCUCUGCACUCGAUGCUCACCAGUGAAGAGCAGGCGAUGGUAUUCCAUAAACCCAAAAACGGAGCACGGAAAAUAGUACUCAGUACAAAUAUCGCCGAGACUUCAGUCACGAUUGACGACUGUGUCUUUGUGGUGGACACAGGCAAGAUGAAGGAGACUAGAUUCAACUCCAAUACCAACAUGGCGAGCUUAGAAGCCUGCUGGGUAUCACGGGCCAAUGCAAUGCAACGAAAAGGACGAGCUGGAAGAGUGAUGUCAGGUGUUUGUAUUCAUCUGUACACUUCCAACCGAUUCGCUUAUCGUUUUCUCGGGCAGCCGAUUCCCGAGAUCCAGAGGAUCCCACUGGAGCCCCUGCUGCUCAGAAUCCAAAUAAUGAACGGUGGUAAACACGUAAAUCUUUUCAACGUAAUGGAGAAAAUUAUAGAACCUCCUGCUGAACAGAGUGUCAGAGACGCGAUUACGAGACUCCAAGACGUCGGAGCUUUUGAUUCUCAGUGCAAUUUAACUCCUCUGGGUCAUCAUUUAGCUGCGCUGCCUGUCGACGUUAGAAUAGGAAAAUUAAUUUUAUACGGUGCUAUUUUUUGUUGCGUCGACUCGGCGCUAACUAUUGCCGCUUGUCUGUCGCACAAGAGUCCAUUCACGACACCCUUUGACAAGAGACAGAGUGUUGAUGCUAAAAAAAAAGAAUUUACCACUGCCUACUCUGAUCAGCUGACUAUUCUAAAGGCUUACAAAAAAUGGCUGGAUAUAAGUUCACGUGGUUAUCAUGCCGGUCAAGCAUUUGCUUAUGAAAAUUUUCUAUCAGUAAGAACAUUGCAAACUCUUGCAGAUGUUAAACAUCAGCUAUUAGAGCUACUGGUGUCCAUUGGAUUCGCGCCGAUUGAUAUAAAAAAAAGGCAGCCAGGAGUAGAUAAAGUUAUCGAGAUGUCCGGGAGUGAAUUGAACGGAAAUAACGAAAAUUUAAAACUUCUCCAGGGUUUACUUUGCGCGGCUCUGUAUCCUAAUACUGUUAAAAUUUUCACUCCUGAAAAAUCAUUUCAAUUGCGAUCAGCGGGAGCUAUUCCAACUCAGCCUAAACCCGAAGAACUUAAAUUUCAAACCAAAGACGAUGGGUUCGUUCAUAUUCAUCCGUCGUCUGUUAAUUUUUCAGUGGGACAUUUUCCUAGUCCUUAUUUAGUUUAUCAAGAAAAGAUAAAAACCAGCAAAGUUUUUAUUAAAGAAAUAUCUGUCGUGUCUAUGCUACCGCUCGUACUUUUUUCUGGAUAUGGUAUCAGUAUUGAACAACAUAAUGGCGAAUUUAUUUUAUCACUCGCUGAUGGCUGGAUUUUAUUUGCAGUCGAAUCUCACAAGGUCGCGCAAUUAUUGCAGCAUAUGAGGAUCGAAUUAGUUAAAUUAUUAGAGCAAAAAAUGCAGGAUCCUCUGCUCAAUCUACUUCAUCAUCAGAAUGGCCGAAGAAUUAUCGAUACGAUAAUAACAAUUUUAACAAAAGAUUAG